AAUGGCGGAUGUUGGGAGCGCGGCUGCGGUGUAGGGAUGAGGCAGGAAUCCAGUGAUGAUGGGGAGGAUGUUUCACUCUUUGAUGCCGGAGACGAAGUCCCACGAAAAUCAAGAAAGAAAAAGAUCCGGCACCCGUUGGCAUGCUUUUUCCACCUGUUUUUCCGAGUCACUGCGAUAAUUGUUUACCUUCUUUGUGAAUUCCUGAGCAACAGCUUCAUUGCGUGCUUCGUGGCAAUAAUUCUGCUCCUGUCGUGUGACUUCUGGACUGUGAAAAAUGUAACCGGGCGUUUGCUGGUUGGCCUGCGCUGGUGGAACCAGGUUGAUGACGAUGGAACAAGCCACUGGAUCUUCGAGGCCAGAAAGCCAUCCAGUCAAGGCAAGACAGUCGGAGGGGAAGCAGAAUCCAAAAUCUUCUGGCUGGGUUUGAUUGUCUGCCCUAUCAUGUGGGCCAUUUUUGUCUUCAGCACCUUCUUCUCAUUUAAACUCAAAUGGCUGGCGGUGGUGAUGCUGGGUGCUUCUCUGCAAGUGGCUAAUUUGUACGGAUACAUAAAAUGCAAAGUUGGAAGUGGAAAAACUCUGACCAGUAUGGCUACCUCCUACCUGGGCCGGCAGUUUCUCAAAUCGGCAAUGACUAAAGAAGAGAGCCCUGAACCCUAAGGGAUGGAGGCAUUCGGACAAUGUAUCUUAUGGGAAAUGGUGUUGCUAAAGACAGUUUAGUGAAUUUACCUUUAGUAUCUACUGGUCCCAUAGGAAACAAAGUGUGGGACAGAAUUCAGAUAAGCAAGGACGUAGUUUUCUUCGAUUGAUCAUGCAUUGGGUGCAGGAGCCAGUUUGGGCCUCGUUUGAUUUUAUGUGGUUGAAUUGAAGAUGUGAGGGAAAUAUUUUGAAUUUUAUGAUCACUCCAGAUUGGCAGAUAUUGUAUGUGUGCACGUGUGUGUAACAUUGUCUUGUGUAUUCCCAUGUAUGUCCGUGUGUGAGUAUGUGUGGGAAGGAGAGAGGAGUAAGCCAAUAUUAAAUUUCUUUGGAUCAAACACAAAAAUGUUUAACAAAUUUUAUGCUGGGGAAAUAAAUUUUGAAGUAAUUUGUUCUGUCUUCUAAACCAAUGAUAUUGAGACUUUUGAAGCCUCCAGAACUAAGCUUAAAGCGAAAAGAUGACGUAAAGACCUUUGUAGACUUGAAAUAGCAAAUUUUAAACAGCUGCAUGACAUAAGUGUUGGUCAGUUUUGAUUUUCUAAAGCAUAGCAAUAAACUAAUACGUGACCAAUUAAUGCUACACUAUAGGUUGAGGAGCAUAAAAUCUACUUUUGUACAGAUUUGCUAUUUAUGAGAGCAUUAAAAUAUUGAAAGUUU
Molecule: messenger RNA, 1350 nt
Organism: Callorhinchus milii (elephant shark)
Lineage: Eukaryota; Metazoa; Chordata; Chondrichthyes; Chimaeriformes; Callorhinchidae
Gene: tvp23b
Product: trans-golgi network vesicle protein 23 homolog B (S. cerevisiae)
Biological process (GO): vesicle-mediated transport; protein secretion
Cellular component (GO): Golgi membrane
Source: RefSeq, marked provisional